AUGUCUGAAUCAAUGGAUGGUGUCUUUGACAAAGAUAAGGAUGGCUCAAAUAACCGCAGGCAAAGCCCCUCGGUUACUAGUGGUGCAAUGGACACUGACCUACCUGAAUCGAAUGCGGUCCCUGAGCAACAGCCAUCAAUAUCUGGCAAUCACCUGUCAGACCCUAAUGGCACUCCCAACACUCAGACUACAAAACAACAGCUGAUACCAUCAGUAUCGGGCCACCCCUCACCUAUCCAUGAUACCCAAAUGAUGGGUCAAGUGGGGCAAAACUAUGUCCCAGAUAUGAUGACGGCCGCGUUGGGCCCAUCUUUUCCUAAUUUUGGGCAGAAUAUGUGGGUUUAUAACCCCAAUGCGCCCUGA
Cantharellus anzutake is the source of this 363-nucleotide messenger RNA. RefSeq lists its product as uncharacterized. The record is from RefSeq and is a predicted model, not a curated record. The coding region runs from base 1 to 363 and encodes 120 amino acids. NCBI's taxonomy places the organism in Eukaryota, Fungi, Basidiomycota, Agaricomycetes, Cantharellales, Hydnaceae. The transcript is spliced from 2 exons.